GUUCAUUCACACUAAUGGCCGAAGAGAGAGAUCAGGCCAUGGCGGAUCAUCAGCAGCCGCCCCCGCCGGCUGAUCCUCCGCCGCCGAUGCAAUCUCCACCGAGAGCGACGACUCCAACGACGCCGGCGAACAAUCAGAAUCAAGAGAUGGAGGAAAUGCUGGCGUGCGUGACGGCGCUAGAGGCGGCUCUGCUUCCAUGUUUGCCUGCGAGAGAGCUUCAGGCCAUCGACCGCUCUCCCCACCCUUCUCAUCAAAUUGACGUGGAACGGCACGCCAGAGACUUCAUGGAAGCAGCCAAAAAGCUGCACUUGUAUUUCAUCAGUCUAAAGCGAGAGGAUCCACCCACAAGAGCAGAAACCCUUAGAAAGGAAAUCGCUGGAAUGGAGGAAGAGCUGAAGACGAAGAUAGAGCUUAUCAAGAAGCAUGAGAGGCUUAUCCAGGAUUGGAGGAAGGAGAUUAAAGAGCAGUUAGACAAGCAUAGGAUCGAGCUGGAGAGAGUAUGAGAAUGACGACCAGGUCUGCUGAUUGUGGUGAAUGGAGACAAUGAAAUGACAAACGGGUUAGAGAUGUAUCCUUGACCUUGAAAGAAACAGACAGACCUUUGUCUCAAGUUUUAACGAGUCACCAUGUUCUGUUCUC
This is a messenger RNA of Tarenaya hassleriana, 639 nucleotides long. Its product is annotated as mediator of RNA polymerase II transcription subunit 28. Lineage: Eukaryota; Viridiplantae; Streptophyta; Magnoliopsida; Brassicales; Cleomaceae. Gene Ontology annotation, biological process: regulation of DNA-templated transcription. The record is from RefSeq and is a predicted model, not a curated record. The transcript is spliced from 3 exons. Gene Ontology annotation, cellular component: mediator complex. Bases 15 to 503 code for a protein of 162 amino acids.